Syzygium oleosum is the source of this 2952-nucleotide messenger RNA. RefSeq names its product peroxisome biogenesis protein 5. The transcript is spliced from 15 exons. NCBI's taxonomy places the organism in Eukaryota, Viridiplantae, Streptophyta, Magnoliopsida, Myrtales, Myrtaceae. Gene Ontology annotation, molecular function: protein binding. Bases 221 to 2410 code for a protein of 729 amino acids. Gene Ontology annotation, cellular component: peroxisomal membrane; cytosol. The record is from RefSeq and is a predicted model, not a curated record. Gene Ontology annotation, biological process: protein import into peroxisome matrix, docking.
UGACGAUCCUCUCCCUCUCUAUCUCUCUCUCCUCAGUCGUGGCGAAGAACCUCCAUCAUCACCUUCUUCGCUCCGCAGCCGGUAAUCGCAGCUCAGCUCCUCAGUGCGCGUGCGCGUGCGCGAGCGCCGGCGUGUGCGGGUGUGAAAUCGGCGGAGAAAAGGGGAGGCGGGGGACGGGGGGACGCCAGGGGCGAUCGGUAGCUAAUCCGGCGGCGGCGGCAUGGCGAUGCGGGACCUCGUGACCGGGGCGGCCAACUGCGACCCCUCCGCUUCUUCGAACCCCUUCGGCGCCCUCGCCAACGCCCUCGUCGGCUCCUCUUCCAAAACACAGGAGAGGCUGAAGGAGAUUCCUACAACAACUCCGGCAGCUGGGAGCCAGUUUUUUGCGCAGCCAGAGGAUCGUCUGCGAGCGAUUCCUGGCUCGGAAUCCGAUCACUCUCUUUUGCCAGCCAAUGCCCAGGGAUCUGAAUUCCUCCGUCGUUUUCACGCUGCGGAGCAUGGUGGGUUUGCGGAUGCUUGGGAUGAGAUACAACAAGCUAGUGUCCCUUCCGUUCCCCAUGACUUGAGGGUUGGCAUGAAUCCUCAGAUUCAACCUACCCUAGAUGGGCCACCUCAGAGAGUGUUGUCUGGAGUUCUGCACUCGUUUGUUGACAGUAGCCGUGGUGGUCUCCCUUUUCGUCCUGCCCAACUUCCGUUGUUAGGGUUGUCCGAGGGUGAUAAGCAAUGCAUACGUGAUCGCAGCACUAUAAUGGCACGGCACUUCUUCGCAGAUAAGAGUGAAGAUUUCGUCAAUGAACAGGUGAAUGCACUAUUGCACUCCUUAGAUAUUGACAGUGAUGUUCGCGGCAAGGGACCUCUGCCUGGGAGAUUUCGGGAAUUGGAGGAUUAUUGGAAUGAGUCACAGGGUAUGAUGAAACCUGGUCCCCAUGUUGGUGAUGCAUGGGCCGUAGAAUUUAACCCACACCGAGGGGAGCACAGUGGUCCCGAUGCUUGGGUCAAUUCUUUUGAGCAACAACAUGGUGCUAAUGGUUGGGCUUCUGAGUUUGAACAGCAAUAUUCUCAGUUAGCUACUGUUGAUCAAAUGGGGGGUGUCAACGUCCCUAAUUUAGCAGCGAUGGAGCAGACUCGAAUGCUUGCUCACACAUUAGCACAAAAUGAAGAUCCCAAGUUUCAGAACUCAAAGUUCCUUCAAUUUGUAUCGAAGAUGAGCCGUGGUGAACUUAUCAUUGAUGAUAAUCAAGUAAAGCCUGCACCCGGGGACUGGGCAUCAGAAUUUCAGCAACAGUACACUGCAGGUCCUUCUUGGGCUGAUGAAUAUCUCCAUCGUAGGCCCGAUCAAUGGGCUAAUGAAUUUGCUGCUGAAAGAGAGACAAAUGGAGCUCUAGAUGAUCAAUGGGUCAAUGAAUUCUCCAAGUUGCAUGUUAAUGACUGGGCGGAUGAAUUUGGGCAGCAGGUUGCUGAAGGGAGUUUGGGAGACAAUACAGCUGAUGACUGGGCAAAUGCGUAUAACGAGUUCUGGAAUGAGCAAAAGCAGCAGUCAGAUGGUUCAAGGGGAGUGUAUGUUUUCUCAGAUAUGAAUCCAUAUGUUGGGCAUCCUAAUCCUUUAAAAGAAGGCCUAGACCUCUUCCGCAAAGGGCUUCUGAGUGAAGCAAUUCUUGCUUUAGAGGCUGAAGUUCUUAAAAAUCCUGAUAAUGCUGAAGGUUGGAGAUUACUUGGCAUAGCACAUGCAGAGAAUGAUGAUGAUCAACAGGCUAUUGCAGCAAUGAUGCGAGCUCAGGAGGCUGAUCCAACUAAUUUAGAAGUGCUUCUUUCCCUUGGUGUCAGUCACACGAAUGAGCUGGAGCAGGCUGCUGCACUGAGAUAUUUACACGGAUGGCUGCGUCAUCAUCCAAAGUAUGGAACGCUGGCAUCUCCUGAUAUGCCCGAGUCUUUAUAUCAGGCUGAUGUUGCUAGAUUGUUUACUGAUGCUGCACAAAUGUCUCCUGAGGAUGCUGAUGUGCACAUCGUACUCGGUGUACUUUAUAACUUGUCGAGAGAAUAUGAUAGAGCUAUUGCCUCUUUCCAAACGGCGUUGAAACUUAAGCCAAAUGAUUAUUCACUUUGGAACAAACUUGGUGCAACACAAGCCAACAGUGUUCAGAGUGCUGACGCAAUCUUGGCUUAUCAAAAGGCUCUUGAUUUGAAACCUAAUUAUGUUCGAGCUUGGGCAAAUAUGGGGAUAAGUUAUGCCAACCAGGGCAUGUACGAAGACUCUAUUCGUUACUACGUCCGUGCACUUUCCAUGAAUCCAAAGGCGGACAAUGCAUGGCAAUACUUAAGAAUCUCGUUAAGCUCUGCUUCUAGGCACGAUAUGCUGAAUGCUUGCGAUUCGCGGAAUUUGGACAUUCUGCAGAAGGAGUUCCCCCUAUGAUGGUUUUAUUGGUUCCAGAACUGUGGCUGAGUAAUGGUUUGUCACAAGAUAUGGGUUUUGUGCUCUUUGGGAAAUGUGGAGUAAUAAUGGUUCUUCGCCAAUAGUAGGACACUUCUGUGCAUCGGUUGCGGUUACUCUAUUGGGAGAAUGAUGAGCUUUUCCUCGUGGCCAAAACCUGAAGAAAUGGGAGCUCACUAGAUUGGAUUUUGCACACAAGGCGAGACUGGCUUCAAGUCCCCAAGGCAUUCACACCCCUCUGCUAUGGGUCCUUGGUCGCCCUCCAGUGCAUUGUGCAUUAGAUGAUUCGAUCGAGAAUAAGUAAUUUGUACCAUGCUCCUUUGGCAAUUUGGAUGUUAGGAUCUUCGGCAAUGACUACAUCCUUCUGAAUUGCUUGGUAGUCAGUACCAUAAGAAAGUGCAAGCGCCCAAGUAAGGUGGGACUAUUUGCAUCAUAGAGGAAUUUGGAAACCGAAUGUGCAUUUGUAUCAAGUUACGAACAUUUUUCCAGUCAUGUUUAAUGGCCAGUCGCUGCAUUUAACUGGC